GCGAGAGACGCGCCGCGUAACCGUUUCGCGCGCUUUCGUGUUUUGUUCGAUUGUUGUUUUACGAUAUUGACAUAAUAUUUUGGAAUUGUUGUGCCUGUGUGUAGAACUUUAUUGUUGUGUUUGGAUUGCGAUUUCAAUUCAGAUAAUGCCAAUCGAUACAUGAGAAAGAACCUACAAAUGUAUAAAACGACGCACCAUGAGACUCACAUAUGAGCCAAUAUGGCAACGGAUUUACUGAGACUGCGCUCACCCGGGGAUGAUUCCGAAUUCAAAAAUAGAACGGUAACGCGCAGGAAACGAUGGCCGGAUGCGUGCAUUUGGAUCCUGCUGGCGGACAUCUUGUUUGUCGGUUGUCAUGGUUACCAGGAACAGAGGUUCGCGAUGGAGCCGCAAGAUCAGAGUGCGAUACUCGGCUCGCGGGUGACUCUCCCCUGCCGGGUGGAGAACAAGAUAGGCAGCUUACAGUGGACCAAAGACGACUUCGGUCUGGGAACCCAUCGCAACCUCAGCGGUUACGAGCGGUACUCCAUGAUCGGGAGCGACGAGGAAGGCGAUUAUUCACUAGACAUAAGAGAUGUGACUUUAGAAGACGACGGCAGUUACCAGUGUCAAGUUAGCUCCGGCCUUAAUGGAGAACCGGCUAUAAGAUCAAGGUAUGCCCAGCUGACGGUGCUGGUGGCACCCGAUCCCCCACGAAUCCUGCAGGGGGCUUUUAUAGAUGCAAUAGAAAAGCAGCCCGUGGAUAUCGAGUGCGUUUCGGAAGGGGGAAAACCUGCUGCUGAGAUAACCUGGGUGGACGGGAAUCAAGUAGUCAUAACGAAAAAUGUAGAAAGCAGAGUGGAACUGUUACCAGAUGAACAAAGAUACAGAACUAGAUCAGUUUUGCGGUUAAUACCUAACAAGGAUCACCACAAUCAGACGAUAACGUGUCAAGCGCAGAACACUGCUGACCGAGCUUAUAGGAUGGCAACAGUGCAUAUUGAGGUUAAAUACGCACCUAAGAUCAAGGUAUCCAUAAAGACAGCGACGGUGAACGAUAAGAUACCAGAAGGAAGCGAGGCCCGGAUUCGAUGCCUGGUCGAUGCAAACCCCCUCGCCCAGAUCUACAGAUGGUACUUAAACGGCAAUCCUGUGGUCGGGGACUAUACUGAUGAAAUGAUAAUUUUCAACGUGUCCCGGAAACACAAUAAAGCUGUAGUGAAGUGUGAGGUCAGCAAUAGUGCAGGGAUGAACGAGGCGUCUCUCACAUUGAACGUUACAUAUCCACCAUCAUUCCGGACCCGUCCUCACAAUAUCGAAGCAGAGGAGGACUCCAGCGUAACCUUGAGCUGUGACGUUGACGGUGAACCUCGGCCAGAGAUACGAUGGUUGUACCACGAACCAGGCCGAAUCGGGCAGGUCAAGGGGAAGGCGCCUAAUCUGAAAGUCUACGUGGACCAGCGCACUGCUGGUCGCUACAUCUGCAAAGCCACCGUGGAGGGAUAUCCGGAGAUCGAGAGUGAGGCUACCAUCUUUAUCAAAGGUGCGCCAAAGAUCCUGUCGAACAGGACUCAGAUGGGCGCAGAAGGAGAUCGCGUCACUGUUGAAUGCGAAGCUCUGUCCGUACCAAGACCUGAUGAUAUCCGAUGGUUCUUCGAAGGGCGGGAAAUCAGCGCUAUACACGAUCCGGACUACGCUACGGUCGAAGAAAGUUUACCGGAUGGAAUCGUGAAGUCGAGUUUGGUGAUACGCGCUAGUCAAUCGAAACAUUUCGGCUUGUACAACUGCAGUGUCACCAAUGAGUACGGGAAUGCGAAUGCAGCUAUAAUUCUUAAACCUUUGAAAUCGCUGCCUCUUUUCAUAAUACUGAUCGGGGUAACUUCAGGUAUAAUCGUCUUCUCGGGUUUUGUGAUUCUUCUUGUGAUGUGCCAUAGAAGAAGGAGAAAGAAGACUCAGCAAAUGAACGAGAAGCCAGAUGUGACGGUUACGACUGGGGAUAUGUAUAAAGAAAGCGAUAGGAGUUCGAAUAUAAGCGACUUGAAGUUGCAGCUACCUCACAGCGACGGCAGUUAUGAUUUGGAAUACACGAGCUCUGAUCGCUCCGACUCCAAGAACCCCGCGGGUCUUCCCUUAGCUGGUCCCGUGCCGCUUCCCAGCAUACGUCACGAUGACCCCAUGCUGCAGUUCCGAUACAGCAAUGACUAUUCCGAUCCUACUUAUGCGGAUACUUACUUCAAGAACCCAGCCGCGUAUGUGUACGACUACCCCCAGGGAUAUGCACCGCCUCCACAUCUUAAAGUGCAAUCGCCUUCGCAACUCGAAGUACCUCCUACGAGCAGAUCACUCCAGGGUUCACUGACUCGCAGCAUCGACACCGCGUCAACACUCCCGUUGUCAGCAGGCAAUGGAUCGCAAAACAAUUCUCUGCAACGAACGAACAAACCUGACGAAACUGACGCUAUUAAUAAUUUGGGCUUACCUGUCAGUGGGGAAGCCCCGCAAGCACAAGGACAAGUCCCAGUAUAUGCCCAGACGGGCCCUAAAAACAACAGUGGCGUCGACUUACGAUAUGCCGCUACAUAUGGAAAUCCAUAUCUUAGGAAUAGUUCCAUAGGCUACAACAACCAAGUGCACACGGCGAAACCUGCGUCCACUCCCGCGCCGCCACCUUAUUCCGCGGUGCGCAACUCCGUUGCACUACCAGUUGGGAAUUUACCAUACAGGAUAUCAACGUUGGUAAUUGUUAGGAGGAACAGUAAUGGAACGCAGACUACGCAGGCGACGCACGUAUAGCAAAAGUGUAAAAAUAUUAUAAGGCUUGUGUAAAAAGUGGACUUUACUAGUUACAGUUGUAAUUGUAAUAUAUUAUGUUCCUAUAUGCGACUGAAGUGUAAAUACGAAUGUUAGGCUACAUGUACACACGUAUAAAAUAUAAGGGCCGUCCUACACGGACACAGAUAUUUUAUCAAAAGUAUAAAAUAAAGUUUUUUUUUUUGCCGGCUUUUGUUGGAUUCGUAAGUAUUUGAUACAAUAAAUGAAUAAACUGCAUGAAUGUGUAUAAACACCGUUAAUAGCAAAACGUUUAAUAAUAUUAACUAAAGUAAAAAUUGUUUUAUUAAAUAUAUUUUAAUUUCUAUUAGUUUUUUUUUUGUAGGUGUACCUAUAGGAUUGCUCAAAAGUAGUAGGGGCUUCAAGUCUAAAAUAGUUUUUUUUUGUUGAUUUACAUUAUAAUAACUUGUGUUAUAGUCAAUUUAGCCCCUAUAUAUAACAUUUUGUACAGUAAUUCCAUACAUUGUAGAUUUAAAAUAAAGUUAUUGUACAGAAAUUUUGGUGGACAUAAAAUUUAACUAAAUUUAUUAGACUUAAACUUUUCUAGCUUUUUACAAUGUUAUCUACAAAUAGAUUACCUAGCUUGAUUACUCAAUCUUCUUAAAUCUUAAAUUUGUAUUCUGAACACAAGAAGUCUUGUUGAUUUAGUUAACGUUUUGUGUUCAAUAAAAUUAGUAUCUACCAUAAUAUCUCAGACUGAAUCUAAAAUAAUAUUGAUAAUUUCUACGAAUUUUAGUUAAAAAAAAACUUCGAAAAAAUCGAAACUUAGAACGAAAAUUAAACGUAAUAAUUAGAUAGCGUAAAUAAUUUAGUGGAAUCACUUAAAUAGUAAACGAAAAAAUAUUCUGUGAUAAUUUAAAUAUAUCAAAGAAUCUUAAGUAAAAUACCUUUUGACUAAACUGAGCUGUCCUUCUAGUACGCGAUUAAAUAUUUUGAAAACUUUUCAGAACUGUUUUCGUAUGUUAAAGUCAUACGUCAAAUCUACGUAGUGCUCUUCGUUUUAAAACCGUAUAUUCUGUACGCAACAUCUGUUUUCGAUUACAAAACUAUUGCAUUUUGUGCUGGGAGUACAGUUCCAAUGAUUCGCAGCCGAAUCAUUUUAGCUUUUUAUCUGCUGAGUACGUAAAAAUUCAAUUCAGAUAUUUUGGGCCUUGUUGCUAUGACAAUCAAAUCGUAACAGAGUUCUUCAACCAACAUAUGUGACGUAAAAGCAAAAAGCGCAGUUAUGACGUCAAAGUUGAAUCGAUUUUGUGUCACUAGAAAGAAUUAUAGUAGGUUUAAAAUAAUUAUUUUUUAUUGUCUAUAUAAUUAAUAACAUUAUGUGUGUUACGAUAAAUUUAUCAUUUCUUUUAUUCAAACCGUAGGUAUUUUUAUUUCCUGUACAGAUAUAUUUUUAAAGCGACUUAUUAUUGUAUAAAAAA
Pararge aegeria (speckled wood butterfly) is the source of this 4229-nucleotide messenger RNA. Its product is annotated as irregular chiasm C-roughest protein-like. NCBI's taxonomy places the organism in Eukaryota, Metazoa, Arthropoda, Insecta, Lepidoptera, Nymphalidae. Gene Ontology annotation, molecular function: cell adhesion molecule binding. The coding region runs from base 220 to 2772 and encodes 850 amino acids. The record is from RefSeq and is a predicted model, not a curated record. Gene Ontology annotation, cellular component: cell-cell junction. Gene Ontology annotation, biological process: cell-cell adhesion. The transcript has 21 exons.